Messenger RNA from Dictyostelium discoideum AX4, 1836 nucleotides. RefSeq lists its product as hypothetical. Lineage: Eukaryota; Evosea; Eumycetozoa; Dictyosteliales; Dictyosteliaceae. The record is from RefSeq and is a predicted model, not a curated record. The transcript has 8 exons. Bases 1 to 1836 code for a protein of 611 amino acids.
AUGUUAUCAACAGAAAAUAAUAUUAGCAUAUGUAGUAAAUAUAUAAAUUCAAUCGAUGAAAAAGGUGAAGAUAAUAAUUAUGAAUUAGUAUCAAAUUUUUUCAAUUCAUUUGAACCAGAUGAAAAUAGUAUAAUUAAUAUUAUAAAUGGCGAUGGUGAUGAUGAUAAUUCAAAUAAAAAUGAAAAAUCUAAUAAUCAACAUAAUGAUGAAAAUGAAGAAGAAAAUGAUGAUUUUGAAAUUUAUGAUAAAGAUGAAAUCAUUUAUAAACCAGAAUCAUUUGGAAAAUUAUCUAUGGUAUCAAAAAGAUUUUAUUCAAUAUCAAAUGAUCCAAGUGUUUGGAAAUAUGUAAUUAGAAAAUGGCAAAAUAAAACAAUAUCAAAAUUAAAGAAAAAAAUAUAUUCAAAAAAGCCUUCAUUACUAGUUAAUAGAAUAUUGGUACCUCCAAUUGUUUUAGAUGAACAAGGUGACGUAGUUACAGGACCAUUGCCAGCAUAUGAUGCUUCAAUAGCGCAUGCACUUACUCAUUUGAAUGCUACCACUGAAACCGCAUCAACAAUAAAUGAAUUUAUUGCUCUACAAUUAAAUAAUGCUGAAGAUAGUGAUUUUGAAGAUGGUGAUAAUAGUAAUAUAAAACUAAGAAAUUUUAAAAAUAAUCAAUUAAAACAAAAACAAAUCAAUAAUAAUAAUAAUAAUAAUAAUGAUAAUAAAAAUAAUAGUAAUAGGGGCUGUGGAAGUAAUAAUAAUAAUAAUAAUAAUAAUAAUAAUAAAAAUAAAAAUAAUUCAAGUAAUAGUACAAAUAAUGGUUGUAGUAGCAGUAAUAAUGGAAAUAAAGUUGAAUGUGAUGGAUGUGAUCCUGAUAAUAUUAAAACACUAAAAAGUAAAGAUUAUUAUAUAAAAUCAUAUAUAAAAAUAAAAGACGAACUUUCAAAUAGAAUGACAAUAGUAAAAGUUCAAGAACAACAUCAAAAGAAAAUUAAAAAUAUUUCAAUCUCAUCAAAACUAAUGUUUUAUACAUUAUUUUCAAGACCAAGUGAAUGGUUUUCAGUAUUAUUUUUAAUAUUAUUCACUUUAUUAAUUGGAUUAAAAUUGGAUAAUUACUUGAAUUGGAGUUGGCCAAUAGUUUUCCUUCCAUUAAUGCUAUUAACGUUUCAAUUUUUUGUAACUCCUUUAAUAUUUGUUAUUUUUAAAGUAAUGUUUAAUCAUUCAUAUGAAGAAGAAUUAGCACCAGAUUCAUUUAUAAAACCAUUAUUUUUUUCAUUAUUUUUUAUAUUACCAUUACAACCAAAUGAAACCAUAUCAAAAGUAUUAUUAUUUACUCCAAUUUUAUGUAUGAUUUCAUUUGUGGUAUUAUUAGUUUCAAAAUUAAUGAUGGAAUAUAUUUCAUGGGUUUAUGUGUUUAUUCCCAUUUUUAUGUUUUGUAUUUACUUUAUGAUUCUUACUGUUGGAUUUCCAGAAAGAAUUGAUUCAGAAUUAGAAUUUCUCGAUCAAGGUACAUUAAUUUUUAGCUCAAUGUUUUUUAGUUUUUUUAUUUUACUAUUAUUUUUAAAGGUUGGAGAGGCAGUUAAUUACGAUUGGUAUUUAAUAUUUUCACCAAUGUUUUUAAUUAAACUUAUGGCAUUGAUAUAUCCAAUUAUUAUUAGAAUCACUAGUGUUUCAAAAUAUUCAGACUGGUUAGAAGGAAAAUCCAAAUGGUUCAGAGAAUCUGGCUCUUUGUCGUUGGUUAUUUCUUUCUUUUUUUUAGUAUCAUGCCCAUUCUUUGUUUUUGAAAUAAUGUUAAUUCAGAAUUUAAAUUUUCCAAAUGAUGCCUAUAAAUAUUCAAUUAUAGCAGAUUCAUAA